Messenger RNA from Drosophila subpulchrella, 336 nucleotides. RefSeq lists its product as uncharacterized. The record is from RefSeq and is a predicted model, not a curated record. Bases 1 to 336 code for a protein of 111 amino acids. Lineage: Eukaryota; Metazoa; Arthropoda; Insecta; Diptera; Drosophilidae. The transcript has 2 exons.
AUGAUCCCAAUAAGCUCUGCAAAGCUAAAUAGCAAACUGGCAAACAGGUCUCUCCAAAGUGAAGGUGAAUAUGCUAGGGGUUGCAUUAGCCUGCUGAUUGGAAUGGUGCUCGGAGUUUGCUUAGCUGGAAUCAUCUUUUACCCAACGUUACCAAACGAAGUCUACCGGAAUAACUCGCAGAAUAUAUUGAAAAUUAUUAAACUGGAAGUGCCACGAAAUGUAAGCGAGAAUGCCACAUCGAAUUCGAAGUUAGGAGUUGUAAGCGUUUCGCCCGAAUUGAGUAUUAAUAGUACCCACGAAGCUUCAGAUGAAGUUAAUAAAAGUAAUGAUAUUUAA